Oncorhynchus nerka (sockeye salmon) is the source of this 2766-nucleotide messenger RNA. Its product is annotated as receptor tyrosine-protein kinase erbB-4-like. Gene Ontology annotation, biological process: positive regulation of kinase activity; neurogenesis; multicellular organism development. Bases 1 to 2766 code for a protein of 921 amino acids. Gene Ontology annotation, cellular component: basal plasma membrane; plasma membrane; signaling receptor complex. The transcript has 23 exons. Gene Ontology annotation, molecular function: ATP binding; transmembrane receptor protein tyrosine kinase activity; epidermal growth factor receptor binding. The record is from RefSeq and is a predicted model, not a curated record. Lineage: Eukaryota; Metazoa; Chordata; Actinopteri; Salmoniformes; Salmonidae.
AUGUCAGUGUGUUUUGGGCUAUCCUGUCAGCAGCAGCAGCUGACAGGGCAGAUGUCUCCUGUCAUAGUGGGGGUAAAAGUAUGCGCGGGCACAGAGAACAAGCUGAGUACUCUGUCGGACCUGGAGCAGCAGUACCGCACCUUGAGAAAGUACUACGAGAACUGUGAGGUUGUCAUGGGUAACCUUGAGAUCACCAGCAUCGACCGCUCCAGAGACCUCUCCUUCCUCAGGUCUAUCCGGGAGGUGACAGGCUAUGUGCUGGUGGCUCUGAACCAGUUUGACUACCUGCCGCUGGAGAACCUGAGGAUCAUCAGAGGAACUAAGAUGUAUGAAGACCGCUACGCUCUGGCGAUCUUCCUCAACUACCGCAGAGAUGGGAACUUUGGCCUGCGCCAACUGGGACUGAAGAACCUCACAGAGAUCCUACAAGGCGGUGUGUAUGUCGACCAGAAUAAGUUCCUGUGCCAUGCAGACACCAUCCACUGGCAAGAUAUCGUCAAGAACGCCCGCGUCAGCCCUCUGGUGGUGCCCACCAAUAGCAGUGUUACAUGCCAGAAGUGUCACAAAUCCUGUAACGGUCGCUGUUGGGGCCCCAAGGAGGACCAGUGUCAAAGCUUGACUAAAACCGUGUGUGCUGAGCAGUGUGACGGUCGCUGUUUCGGACCCUGGGUUAGUAACUGCUGCCAUCGCGAGUGUGCAGGCGGAUGCUCCGGACCCAAGGAUACGGACUGCUUCGCGUGCACCAACUUCAACGACAGCGGGGCGUGUGUGACCCAGUGUCCCCAGCCCUUUGUGUACAACCCCACCACCUUCCAGCUGGAAAGCAACCCCAGAGCCAAGUACACCUAUGGUGCCUUCUGCGUCAAGAAGUGCCCACAUAACUUUGUGGUGGACCACAGCUCCUGUGUGAGGGCUUGUCCCAGCAACAAGAUGGAGGUGGAGCAGAACCGCAUCAAGAUGUGCAUCGCCUGCACUGACAUCUGUCCUAAAGCCUGUGAUGGUAUAGGUACAGCCAGUCUGCAGUCUGCUCAGACCGUGGACUCCAGCAACAUAGAGAAGUUCACCAACUGUACCAAGAUCAAUGGAAACCUGGUCUUCCUCAUCACUGGCAUUAAAGGGGAUGUGUACCACAACAUUAAAGCUUUGGAUCCAGAGAAGCUGAAUGUGUUCCGGACUGUUAGGGAGAUCACAGGUUUCCUGAACAUCCAGUCGUGGCCAGAGAACAUGACAGACCUGAGUGUCUUCUCCAAUCUGGCAACCAUAGGAGGCAGAGCUCUAUACAGUGGUAUCUCUCUCCUUGUGUUGAAGCAGCAGUGGAUGUCGUCCCUCCAGCUCCAGUCCCUGAAUGAGAUCAGUGCUGGUAAUGUGUACAUCACCAAUAACAGUCAGCUGUGCUACUACAACACCGUCAACUGGACCGGCCUGUUCAGAGCCAACAACCAGAAGGUCGUCAUACGCAACAACAGAGACCCUAAAGAGUGUACUACUGAGCAGAUGGUGUGUGACCCUCUGUGUUCGGACGCUGGCUGCUGGGGGCCAGGACCAAACCAGUGCCUAUCCUGCCGCUACUUUAUUAGAGGACGCAUCUGUGUGGACACCUGCAAUCUCUAUGAAGGGGAGGUGCGUGAGUAUGACAACGGCUCGGUGUGUGUGGAGUGUGAUGCCCAGUGUGAGAGAGCAGAUGGUGAAUCCCUGACCUGUCAUGGCCCGGGUCCGGAUCACUGUGUGAAGUGUCUCCACUUUAAAGAUGGUCCUAACUGUGUGGAGAAGUGUCCCGACGGCCUUCAAGGGGCCAACAGCUUCAUCUUUAAAUAUGCCGAGGCCAACAACGAGUGCCAUCCCUGUCACUCCAACUGCACUCAGGGGUGUAUUGGACCCAGACUGCAGGACUGUAUUGGCAUGAUGGACAGGACUCCCCUGAUUGCAGCCGGGGUGAUAGGUGGCCUCUUCGUGGUGGUCAUCGUGGCUCUGAGCGGAGCUGUGUCCGUCCGCAGGAAGAGCAUCAAGAAGAAGAGAGCCCUGCGACGCUUCCUCGAGACAGAGCUGGUGGAGCCACUAACACCUAGUGGUACAGCCCCUAACCAGGCCCAGCUCCGCAUCCUCAAAGAGACUGAACUCAAGAGGGUCAAGAUACUGGGCUCGGGGGCCUUCGGCACCGUCUACAAGGGUAUCUGGGUCCCGGAGGGCGAGACUGUGAAGAUCCCAGUGGCCAUCAAGAUCCUGAACGAGGCAACGGGACCGAAGGCCAACGUGGAGUUCAUGGACGAGGCUCUGAUCAUGGCCAGCAUGGAACACCCUCACCUGGUCCGUCUCCUGGGGGUCUGCCUGAGCCCCACCAUCCAGCUGGUCACCCAGCUCAUGCCCCAUGGCUGCCUGCUCGAUUACGUCCACGAACACAAGGACAACAUCGGCUCCCAGCUGCUGCUCAACUGGUGUGUCCAGAUCGCCAAGAGCAUCCAGGCCUGGGAGGAAGGAGGUGGCAGCAAAGGGGGCUGCUGCCUCCUGGCCCAGCAGCUGAUCCACAUGGCGUCGGUGCACCUGACCGUUAGGUGUCUGAGUCCUGGUAUGAUGUACCUGGAGGAGAGGAGACUGGUGCACAGAGACCUAGCAGCCCGUAAUGUGCUGGUCAAGUCCCCCAACCACAUCAAGAUCACUGACUUUGGUCUGGCUCGGCUGCUGGACAUCAAUGAGAAGGAGUACAAUGCUGACGGGGGCAAGUGUGUCGCCUAUGUGCUGGCAGGGGUGAUACUUGCAGAUCUGAAAUGA